AUGUUGCGGGAAGCUGUGGCGGUAGAUGGUGAUGCAAAUAGAUGGGAAACAAUAGCAGCAGCUCUUAACACUUGGGUGAAAGAGAAAAAGAAGACCAAAGAAGUGGUGGACCAUUUCGGUAUGCUCACAGCAAGAUGUGUAAAAGAGCGAUGUGAGCGCCUGGUAAAGAUGUUUAAAAAAGAGGAGCUAGACUCCAUAAAAUCCUCUGGUACAGCUGAAGAGUACGAUGAAAGAAAACAACUCCUGGGUGAAAUGGUAACCAUGGCUGAUGAGCGGGAAGCGGCUAAAGCGUUACAAGCCGUAACGGAUGCGCCAUCAAAGGAUGAAAAAGAAAAACAGUUGGAGGAAGCCGGAAAAGCGAUUCGGCAAGCUGCAACAGAGGGCAAAACCAAAGGUGCGAAAAGGAGAUCAACAACGUCUUUGACAGACUACCUCGCCGAAAAACUAGGCCAGGAUGCAGAGAUUAAAAAUGAGGAAACUAAGUUAAAGAAAGAGGAAUUGGAACUAAAGAAGGAGGAGCUGAAAUUGCAGGCAGCCAAGUUCGAAAUGGAACGAAAGGAACGGGAGCAAAGAUUGGAAAUGGAGAAAGAAGAAAAACAAGUAUAUAUGCAGAUGAUGCGUGACUGCCUGGCGAAAAAGUGA
Molecule: messenger RNA, 642 nt
Organism: Lineus longissimus
Lineage: Eukaryota; Metazoa; Nemertea; Pilidiophora; Heteronemertea; Lineidae
Exons: 3
Coding region: 1-642 (213 amino acids)
Source: RefSeq, a predicted model, not a curated record